Molecule: messenger RNA, 2097 nt
Organism: Gastrolobium bilobum
Lineage: Eukaryota; Viridiplantae; Streptophyta; Magnoliopsida; Fabales; Fabaceae
Exons: 8
Coding region: 1-2097 (698 amino acids)
Biological process (GO): telomere maintenance; DNA repair
Molecular function (GO): DNA helicase activity
Source: RefSeq, a predicted model, not a curated record
AUGGAAGACUUAACAGGUACUGAUAUGAAUAAUUCCAUUGUGCCUAACAUUACUUCUAACAGUGAAGGAGAUCCUACUUUUAUUUGCGAGAAAUGUGGAGCACAUUUGUGUUCCAUAAAUAGUGAAGAUAAGCUUGAUCCUGAUAUUGUCCUAUCAUUGAAGGAAAAGUUAGAUAAACACAACAGUAUUGCUCAAUCUUUUAGGUACGCUAGAGAUCGAUAUAGGGAAGAUGACUUCAGUGGAGUGAAGUUGAGGCUGAUUCGAAAGCGUGGCAGUGAUGGCAGAGUUUAUAAUCUUCCCUCUGCAUCAGAAGUUGCUGCUCUGAUUGUUGGGGAUAUAGACAACGUAUUGGCUGAUAGGGAUAUUGUUGUUGAGAAACAAGAUAGAGUUUUGCAGCGUAUAGAUGUCAAGCAUUCGUUGUAUCUUGGAUUGCAGUAUCCUUUGUUAUUUCCUUAUGGUGAAGAUGGUUAUCGUGAUGAUGUUGAGCGAUCUUAUAUAUCCCGUGGUAGGACGAAUCCAAGAUCCACUGUUAGCAUGCGAGAAUUUUUUUCAUUCAGAAUUCAAAUGAGAUCAGGAGAGUCCCAAGUUCUCCAUCACUCAAGGAAGCUUUUUCAACAAUUUUUGGUUGAUGCUUACACUAUGGUUGAGGGUGAAGAUGAAGUUGUAAACACUGGAAGGCGUAUCAUUAUUCCUUCUUCGUUCACAGGCGGACCUAGAUAUAAGGCUGAGAAUUGUAAAGAUGCCUUUGCAAUUUGCCGUUGGGCUGGAUAUCCUCAUCUGUUUAUAACGAUCACCUGCAAUCCUAAGUGGCCAGAGAUUACCAGAUUUCUUAAGGCAAGAAACCUAAACGCUGAAGAUCGUCUUGAUAUUCUUUGCAGAGUAUUCAAGUUCAAAUUGGACCAAUUGCUACAUGAUUUAAAAAAGGGUCGUGUUCUUGGCACAAUUAAUGCACAUGUUUGUACAGUUGAAUUUCAAAAACGUGGAUUGCCUCAUGCUCAUAUUCUACUUUUUUUGCAUCCCUCCGCAAAGCCUAAUACUGGACUUGACAUUGAUAAUUUGAUUUCAGCUGAGAUUCCUAACAAAGAUUCUAAUCCUUCACUUUUUGCAGCUGACACGAGUUACAUGAUGCAUGAACCCUGUGGUCCUGACAAUUACAAGUCUCCUUGCAUGAAGAACAGACAUUGUUCAAAGAAAUUUCCCAAGAAGUUUUGCUCCCUUACUUUUAUUGAUGAUGAUGGAUUCCCUCAUUAUAAAAGAAGAAAUGAUGGGAGUGUUGUCAAAAAGAACGUCAUUGAACUUGAUAACCGUUAUGUUGUGCCGUAUAAUGCAAAACUUCUUUUAAAAUAUCAAGCGCAUAUCAAUGUUGAAUAUACUUGUCAGAGUAGUGCCAUUAAAUAUCUUUUUAAAUACAUUCAUAAAGGGCAAGACAAGGUGACAACUGCUAUAAAUCAUUCAGAUGAUGAAAUCAAAAUGUUUUAUGAUUGCAGGCAAAGAAUUGGAAGUGAAGAUGCUUUUCUUACGGAGGAUUCUAUAAAAAACAUAACCAUUGCAGAAAUUGAUAAGAUGUUGCAAAGCAACGAUAAAUGCCUCUCUGAUUACCCAUCCAUGCCGAGUAUCAUCGGUGAAUCUUUAUUGGAUAUGCAGAAUAGAUUGGUGAUGGAUGAAUUGUUGUAUGACAGUUUCUCUUUGAAAGAAGAGCAUGACAGACUACUGAAUUCACUCAGUGAUGAGCAUAGGGUUGUUUAUGACAAAAUAAUUUCAGCUGUUUCAGCAGGUAAAGGAGGGUUUUUUUUCCUAUACGGCUUUGGUGGCACUGGAAAAAUAUUUAUUUGGAACACCCUGUCAGCAUUUGUUCGAUCAAGAGCUGGAAUAGUGCUUAAUGUUGCUUCUAGUAGAAUUGCUUCACUUCUACUUCCGGGAGGACGUACGACACAUUCUAGAUUUCACAUUCCUAUUCAGAUCACCGAAGAUUCAAAGUGUAAUAUAAAACAAAAUUCUACUUUGGCAGAGUUGUUGUCAAAAACAAAGUUAAUCAUUUGGGAUGAGGCCCCGAUGGUACACAGAUUUUGCUUUGAGGCUCUUGAUAGAACACUUUAA